This is a messenger RNA of Magnolia sinica, 1278 nucleotides long. RefSeq names its product F-box/LRR-repeat protein 25-like. Bases 126 to 1115 code for a protein of 329 amino acids. Gene Ontology annotation, molecular function: protein binding. The record is from RefSeq and is a predicted model, not a curated record. The transcript is spliced from 2 exons. NCBI's taxonomy places the organism in Eukaryota, Viridiplantae, Streptophyta, Magnoliopsida, Magnoliales, Magnoliaceae.
ACGCACAGUAGAAUGUUUCCCUACCUUUCUAUUUACACCUUGUGAAUUUGGAAUUCCUCUUUUCAGCAGGCUUUCUUCACUGAAAGAAAAAUGUAGAUGAAUUGGAAAACUGUAGAUGCGAAUCAAUGGAGAAUAAGAUCAACAUCCUAGAAAAGAAUUUUGAAGAACAUGGUUGUGAUUGGAUCAGUGAAUUACGUGAUUCAUUGCUUCUUCACAUCCUAUCUUUCCUUCACAUGGAGGAUGUGCUUAGGACAAGCUUCUUGUCGAGAAGAUGGAGAUAUGUAUGGACAUCCAUCACUACGAUGGAUUUCAACUUCGGACCCUCUCAUGAGAGGAUCUUGAGACCUAUCGAAUACGGUACCACCUUUAUCGAUAAAUCAACAUCUCUUCAUACUGGGGUUCGGUAUUUUCGUGUCCAUUUCGAUUCUCUAGAACUAGACCACUAUCCUCCGCGAGUUAGUUCAUGGAUCCAUUUUGCAGUUGACCAUAAUGUGGAGGAACUUGAUUUGGCCUUUGCUGGCGAAGGUAAUACAUUUGUAGAGGUUGAGGAUUAUGAUGAAUGUAAGUUGACUCCGUUUAUGUUUAACUGUAAAUCGUUAAGGACGCUAUCAUUGACAUAUGUUGCUCUCGACCCACCUACUUCCACGAGUUUUAGCUCUCUCAAAACUCUUUAUCUCGCACGGAUUAUAUUGUCUGCUAACAAGAUAAAAAAUUUGACUUCCAAUUGUCCACUCUUGGAAGACAUUGUUGUCAAAGACUGCAGCUCUGCACAGAAUCUCGACAUCUUUGUUGAAAAUCGGCAGCUUCAUUGCUUAACAGUUAUGGACUCUGACCUUUAUCAUUUUUAUGAUGAUCAUGAUUAUGAUGACCUUUACAUUGCUUUUGGAAAUGGUUUUGAUGAUAUGGGAUAUAUGACUACUAAGAUUGAGAUUUAUGCCCCAAAUCUGUUGUCCUUGAAAUUAAUUGGGAACAAGCCGCAGAGAGAGUAUCGUAUAAAGAACUUACAGUCUCUUGUCGAGGCCAGCAUUGAUUAUGAGGAAGAACUUUAUAAUGGUUGCCAUGAGUGCUGUGAACACAACAUCAAUUCAUUGAAGGGACUUCUUGAAGAUCUUUGACAUGUUAAAGACCUUAAAUUAUGUAGUUGGUGUAUUCAGCUUCUAUCUUCAAGGGAGUUACAAUGUCUAGAUGCUUUAUCCAUGAAUUCCACACGUUUGGAUCUGAUGACCGGAUUGAGUAAAUGGGAGCUCCCAGGGAUUGCCCACUUGCUAAAGAGUUGUU